AGAUUCGGUUUAUGGUUGAUACUGCUGUCGUUGGUUGUAACUGGAUUGAACUUCCUGCUGGUAAAUACAUAAUAAGAAAUGACAAUGUGAAAACAUCAAGAUGUCAGUUGGAGGUGGAUAUCGCUUGGGAUCAAUUCAUUAGUCACCCUUGUGAAGGUAACCACGUUGUACAUGUUAUAGUGGAUAUGACACGGAAAUUUGUAUUCUGACCAACUCCAAAAAUUAUAAUAAUAGUUUUGUUUGUGGAAACACCACGUAAAUUUAUUACUGAUUAUAAUUUAUUAUAAUCAUAUAAUUUAUUAUAAUUACAUAUCAUAUAAUUACAUAUAAUUUAUUACAUCCAAAAAUUAUGUGAUGGCAUUAUGUGACGUUACUGGCUAACGACUCCAAAAAUCCUUGCUUACCUCCAUAUACAGGGUGUAUAAAAAAAGGUAAUCCAACUUUUGACAUGUUACUGUAUCGUGCGUUAACUAAUACGUCAAUAGGUUUUCUUUUUCGUAUUUAUAAAGAACAGGCUUUUAGCUGUCGAAUGACACCUUUGUGAAAUGAUUACGACAAAAAAUGACCAAAUGCGAUCUGACCCAAAGUGCUCAGUUGAAUUCACAUUUUUCCACUGUUGGGAUGUGAAUAUUCUUCCAAUUUUCCAACAUCUGCCCAAAUGUUUGUUGCCCAUUUAGAAAACGUAUGCCAUUGUGAGUCCAGUGCGCAAGCUUCCAGUGUUGUAAAGUGUUUUAGCCUCUCAAUUUCUAUGUAAAAUGCGAGUAAAAGUUUAUCAAAGCGUGAUGCUUAGACAUGCGUUGCGCCAUAUUCACUCAAGGGACUUUAAUUUAAAUCCCAAAUGAGAAUAAUUUAGUAUACGGACAAUAGCUUUACAUGCAAUUUCCAACGGUGGAAAAAUGCGAUUUAGACCAGUAUUUUUAAAUCGGGUCGUAUUUGGCCAUUUUAGAUCACAAUGAUACAAGAAAUUAAGGUAGCAUUUGACAGCUAAAAGCCUUAUCUUUAUUGGUAUGAAAAAAGCAGAUGGAUGCACAAUAUAUAACAUGCCAAAGUUGGAUUACAUUUUUUAUACACCCUUUGUAAGAGAAUCUGCAGUUAGUUAAGCAAUCAACACAACUUGUCCUAAACCUGAUAAACCACUGAUGCUAUUUCUUUGAAUAAUACUUCAAACAUUUCUAAAAACUAAAGAUUUUUAUAUAUUUAUAAGCCUUUCAGACAAAACAAGUGCUUGUUGAUUUCACAUCUAUAAAUUGCCCUUGUUUAUUUUGGAACUUAUAUUCUGUUCAUAUUUUUAUCUUCGCUUUUUCGACAUUGUUUUUUUAAAGUAUUAAAAAACUAUUUGCUGUAAACAAUGCUAUAAAAAGCGAAUAACCUGCUGUUUUCUCUUCAGAGAACGUCGGUAAUUUUUAGCCGCCAUCUUGUUUUUUUUCUACUGGCAGGACACGAGCCAUUAUCCUGCUAGUAGAGAGCCAAUCAAAUUGCAGAAUAGCUCAUAGGGUGAGUCCUACUCACAGGAUAUGAAACCGGACCAACAGGAUAUUUUUUAGGCCGCAUCCUUUAUUUUUCAUCAUAUUUUUAGGGGAGUGGCAAAAGAUUGCUCCAAUUCGAAUUCUGAGUUUCGAUAUUGAAUGUGCUGGACGCAAGGGUAUCUUCCCAGAGCCAGAAAAGGACCGUGUUAUUCAAAUUUCUAACAUGGUUAUUCGUCAGGGUGAGAAAGAUCCGUUUAUCAGAAACGUUUUUACGCUCAACACAUGUGCUUCUAUAAUUGGAUCCGAGGUGAAAUCUUAUAAGAACGAGAAGGAUUUACUUCAGGUGAUGCAAUGUACAUCUUUGUUAAAGCUAUUUAUUAUCUUUAAAGUUCUAAACUGUAGCAUUUGCUUUAAUAAACAGGAUCAGAAAUUACGCCAACAAAUUUAUUGACACUUAAGAUGAGUCAGCUUUUAAUAGAAAUUCUAUUAAAAACGCCAGCCAUUUUUACCAAUUGUAAAUGUUUGGGUUUUUUGUAUUAUUUUCUGCUAGAAAUGGCUGUAUCUUAUAGUCAAUGAAAUUUGCACUUUAUUUCAUUUUUUGACACUGUAUUUCAUUUUCUGACACUGUAUUUCGAAAACAUUGCAGUGCUCUUACAGGCCUGCAAAUUACCGACCGAUUUACUGUAGGUGGCCGACCGAUUUAGGUUGGUCAAAUGGUCAAUUUCAUUGAUGAAACCAAAGCAAUAUAAACGACAAUCUUCCAUUAUUUCUUGGCUGCAUUAAGCCGGAAGAUUUAAUUACAAAUAUAUAAAUCGUCUUCUUAUAACAUGAUAGAAAUUAAAAUUAUGUAUAACCUGAACCAUAAUUUAUUGAAAAUGCAGUACAUUAGGACUUGCAGAUUUCUACUCAGUUUUAGAUGCACUGCAGAACAGAGCAACAUGACCAGCUGAAAUACAUCAUGCUAACAUGAAAAAGACCAUGAAAAAUUUUCCUUCCUUCAUUGUCCGAAAAAAACUGAUAAAUGUCCGAACAAUUUUUGUCUUGAUCGGACAUCUGUCCUUCCAAGCAAAAUACUUAUUUGCAAGCCUGUCUUAGCCAAUCAGAGUCGAGAAAUGUUUUCAUUUAUAUUAUUAGUAAAAUAAAUGAAUUCAGGACCAGAUUUAUGAACAAACGUUGACCAACAUAGAUAAUGAGUUAUAUUUUACACAGCCAUCUUCCCUUCGAUAGGCUAUGUUUGGUCACAAAGAAGUAGUUUUGUAUAGGGCUAGCCUAGCCCUAGCCUAGCCCUGCUUUUUACGUCACCAAACCAUAAACGAUUCAUCCAAGGUGCCGGACGGCUCAUUGUGUUCAGGCGAAGUAUUUCCAAAACUAAGCAAGAUAUGAAAAAUCGUUGAAGGAGUAUUCUAUAUAAUUUAAAAAGUUCUACCAGAUGAGACAAACUUAAUUUUUAUUGACAAGUAAAUUGUCAAAGUAUUAGGAAACGUAUUGAUUAUUUAUUAUACAUAUAGUAGAGAGUGAGAUACUGACAGUGACAUAUUUUUCAUAUCUUCACUAAUGAAGAUAUUGAUCACGUAACUUUUAGUAUUUAUACAAUUUUUUGCUUGGGACUAUAUAAUAAACAGAACAUUACACGGUGGCUUGAAGAUAUGACUUUUAUCUUCUCGUCUGAAGAUAUGACUUUUAUCUUCUCGACUUGAAGAUAUGACUUCUCGAAGAUAAAAGUCGUAUCUUCGCGCCGCCUUGUAAUAUCCUCUAUUUAUGUUACCUUAUAGGAGUGGUCCAACUUCGUGAAAGAAGCAGAUCCUGACGUAAUCACUGGUUACAACAUCGUUAACUUUGAUUUACCGUACGUACUCAACCGCGCAAUUGCGUUAAAGGUAUUAAAAUUCCCAUUCAUUGGACGGAUCAAAGAAGAUAAAAGCACGGUGUCAACCACAACAUUUCAAUCUCGUGCCUAUGGCAAACGUGAAAAUAAGGUUAUUAAUAUCACUGGUCGCGUUCAGUUUGACUUGUUGCAUAUUUUGCUUAGAGACUAUAAACUUAGAUCCUAUACUUUGAAUUCAGUCAGUUAUCAUUUCUUACAAGAACAAAAGGAGGAUGUACCACAUUCAAUUAUUGCUGAUUUACAGGUAAGUUUAAUAAGAAGGUUUUCUCGAAAUUCACCCGUUUUCCCUGUCGUGGGGCGCGGGCUUUAGGACCAAUUCAAUUUGUCAACAAUGGUAUUCUAUCCAAAUAGCAGUUAAAAUAAAGUGUACCACACCUUAACUGUUCAAUAUCUUGCUUGACAGUGCUUUUCAAUCCAUAAGUACAUUUACAUGUUGUGCAAAUACUGUAUAUUUUCAAAACCCGCCAUAUUUAUUUACAUUAGAACCCAAGCUCAGCUAGCUUUUGUGGCUCACGCCCGUGAUUUGCACUAAUAAUAGGAGGGUAUAAGAUGAUCCAAUUAUUUCAUCGUUAUAGAAGCAAGAGGAAACCAUGCCAUGCACAAACGUGUCCCCAAGUUCCUUAUAUUGCACAAACGGUUCUAAUGUAAAUAAAUAUGGCGGAUUUUGAAAAUAUAAAGUAUUUGCAUAAUAUGUAAAUGUAUUCAUGGAUUUAGAAGUACUGUCAAGCAAGAUAUUUAACAGUUUAUUUUAACUACUAUUUAGAUAGAAUACUAUAUUGUUGUCAAAUUGAAUUGGUCCUAAAGCCCGUGCCUGGGGGGGGGGAGUUUUAAAGGAGAUUCCCCCUCAUCGGAAAGUGUGUUGAUUUUUUCACAUACAUUUAGGUGUUUCAUACGUCGGUAAUAAAUGUUUUCUUGUUUAUUAUAUAUUAUUUCUCAAACGCACUUCUUCAAUUGAGGCAAUAGUCGAGUUUUAAACACGAACAGGAGUGCUUUUUCCGAUAUAAAUAUGUUUUAUAUCUGACAAAGCACGGACUGUGAGUGUUUUAAGUGAUUUCAAAAACUCAUUAAUAAUUCAUGAAGCAAUUAUCCAAUCUUGAGUAAGAAAUCAGUCACGUGCCUACGUCUUUAUACCAGCUAAAGAACACUUUAACAAAAGAACAUUGUUAUGCAAACUACAUAAAGAUUUUUAUAUAAAGAUUUUUAUAUAAAGAUUUGACUUAUUAUGCAAACGUUUUUGAAGCCAUUUAAAAAACUCGCAUGUCGUGUUUUAUUAGGUCUAAAGCCACUCGCGCGAACCUAAUAAAACACUCCUGCUCGUUUUUUAAAUAGUACUUAAAAAACGUCCCAUUUUAUGAGUUCAUUGGCGAAGUAAUUUUAAAAAUCAACGUUGUCUAAGCCGAGAAAAUAAAAGCUAAUUUUUAUGUAAAUUAACAUGAUUUUUUAUCACACAUACAACUACACCAAUAACAACUUCCAAUAUACUACUUAAGGUCUCUGGCACUAUAAUUCAAACUUUGGGAAACCUGUACCCUUUAAUUAACCUUCCACAUGAGUGCUCCGGGCUUAUAUACAUUUAAUUUAUAUUCCCAACAGAAUGGAAAUGAACAAACUCGACGUCGAUUAGCAGUUUACUGUCUCAAGGAUGCUUUAUUGCCAUUACGGUUAUUGGAGAAACUUAUGUGUGUGAUUAACUAUAUGGAAAUGUCUCGAGUGACGGGCGUGCCUUUCAGUUAUCUGUUGGCAAGAGGGCAACAAAUUAAAGUUAUUUCCCAGCUUAUGCGAAAGG
Messenger RNA from Paramuricea clavata, 5137 nucleotides. NCBI's taxonomy places the organism in Eukaryota, Metazoa, Cnidaria, Anthozoa, Malacalcyonacea, Plexauridae. The record is from the annotation of a GenBank genome assembly.